CGUUGUCAGAUCGGUUUCUUUUGACAGAUCUGUUUUUCCAAAUCAAAAGGUUUAUAAGUAUUUUUUUGUCCUGGUCUGAACUCUCGCACUAAGCGUAUACAUACUGACGAAAAGAGAUUUAGGAAUGGCCUUGCCGUGAUAUUUGCCCAGAAUCUCAAGUCCUAUGAAUUAUAAAAUGGAAGGACAAGAUAGCACACUGGAUGACUAAGCGAUGAUUGGAACAAACCUUUGAUCAAGAUUGGUGAAGGAUCGAGAUAACUAUUGCGAUACAGGACAACGAUCAACUGCUGCGCCAAUAUCAAAAUUGAAUCCAAAAUUGUUUGUUGAUUCUGUCACGCAAACUGCGAAUUAUUUUUCUCGUAAUUACGAGGAUGACAAGCAGAGAACUAAAAGGUGACGAUCACAACAUAGGAUGUAGUAGUUAAAUUGCUUAACUGGCAUCUCAGUUCAAAUCACUGGACGGUAGUUUGAUGGCGACAUGUCAGGCAAUGAUGUACGACUUGGCCAGUAUGAGUUAAUCAAGUAUUCGUUUGGAGCUGUCCUGACUUGCACGGACGUAGCAACAGACAUAUUGAUAGCAACAAGUUACUAUCAACAUCGCCAAUUCAUCUGGUUCAGCUUUUGCGUCGCGUUUGCGGUGUUGCCAUCGGCCCUGUUAACUCUAGCGUACUUUUUACAAAGAUGUAGACAAGAAACAGCUAUCACACUGGUCAAGCAAUUUCUAUUCUUUGCCAAUCCAUGCGGAUCAGGGUUUCUAAAGAUCAAACUGCUUCUUGUCUGUUUACGCAAUUAUGAUGACGUUUGGAGUUAUCACGGCUGGCUUGUCGAAGAUGAGAAACUUCUACAGGACUACAGAGCGGAAAAAGUGUACCAUUUUGUAGAAGGCCUGUUGGAAAACAUGCCACAAAUGAUUCUUCAGAUUUACGUGACGAUUAUUCAAGAUGAGAAAAUCUCCGCCUUGCAGAUUAUUUCCAUUACUGUAACAUUUGUAAACCUUGUUUGGGUAUUAACCCUGUUCGAAUAUAGCAGUUUUGUUAAACAGGCAACACUAACCCAUUUCACUGCCAUAACAUUUUACAACGCUUGUCUCAUUGCCGCACGUGGGCUGUCAAUCGUAACUUUCCUUGUGGGUUUUAAAUGGGUCACUUCAGCAGUGUUGGCUUUCCAUGAGUUUGUUUGUAUUUCCAUCUACUUUUACAGAAACCAUGAAUACUUCAACGAGAAGGAAGUAUGGUGGAUUGCCUGUCUUCUCAUGCCUUGCUACAUUUUUGUGUAUUUGGGAUUCAAAGUCAAAGAUCUAAAUUCCAAAUUUUUCGACAUAAAACUUGGCAGAUCCAUUGUUUCUUCAUCACUGUUUUACCUGUGUUUUACAACUGAAAACGUUCUUAUGGUUUCGCUGUUUUUCUCGUGGUCAAAGACAAGCGAUUCGAGGUGGGAUCAAAGGAUUUCUAAAGUUAUCACUGUCUGUGUGAUUGUUUUAUCUCUGCUGGGCACAGUUAUACAUCUAGGAUUUACUUUUGUGUUCUUCCGCAAGUCAACCAGAGUGAGGCCGAGUUAUGAACAAGAAACCCAAGGUAUAGAGGCAAACCUUCAUUUAGACAAUCACAUGGACCAAUCAGGAUCACAGAUAAAUACAGACGACUCUAAAUAUGUCCUACAUUUUCCACAAAAGUAAGAGUAAAGAAAAAUGAUAAUAUUAAUAUAUUAUAACAACACUUAAUAAAUCGAUACAUGGUCAGUA
Messenger RNA from Orbicella faveolata, 1741 nucleotides. Its product is annotated as XK-related protein 6-like. The record is from RefSeq and is a predicted model, not a curated record. NCBI's taxonomy places the organism in Eukaryota, Metazoa, Cnidaria, Anthozoa, Scleractinia, Merulinidae. Gene Ontology annotation, cellular component: membrane.